AAUUUCAUAACCUCCAAAUUCUAAUGUAUUUCUUAACAGGUAUACAUGCAUCGUGUGUGCAAUGUGAGAAACAAGUCAAUUUUGUUUUUUGUUGUAAAUAAAUUUUAGAACGUUGUUGCAAUUAAUGAAUGUUACAGAUAUUAGGUUAAUGAAAGGAUAACAUCAUGAAAUCUGGCGAAAUUAGAUGGAACAUAAUACCAAAUACAGUUGCUGACAGAAUGAUAGAUUCCUCUUUGACGCAUAAACUAGUACCAUCUAAAAAAUUAUCUCGCAGAAAUAAAGCUAUGAAUGUUAUGAUUAAACAGCUUCAAAACUUAAAAUCGUACAGGCAAUAUGUUGAAAUAAAGACUUCAAUUCUUCGAUGUUUGACAGAUAAUAGUGAAACUGAAGAUAAUGCUAGUUUUAGUGAAGAUGAUAAUUCUUUAGCCAAUUAUACACAACUAAUGUCUGAAAAAAGAAACAACUAUUUUUUAAAGGAAUCUAAAAUUAGUGAGAAUGACAAUAUAAGCCCUAGAAGAAAAUCUACACAAAAAUUUAAACGGACGUCAUUUAUAACUUUAGGAUGGCAAAGAGUUGUUAAAUCUGAAAACACUUCUUUGACAAGAAAAUCAAAUGCAAAUAAUUUUAUAUAUGAUAAUGAUAAUAUUAAUGAAACUUCUUCUGCAACAAAUAAUGUUAAAAAAAAUACACAGAAUAAGAUGAAUACACUUACUAAAAUAAACUGUACUAAACAAAAGGAAAACCAACUGCCCAUAAAAAAUGAAACAAAUGUUGCAACUGUAGUACAAAAGGUAACAAACAAUAAUGAUGAAUCAGAACAAUCAAAUUCUUUGUGGAUAAAUGAUAUCAAUGAAGAACUUCAGUCAGAUGAAAAUCAUUGUUAUAAAACACUUAACAGUUCUGACAUUAAAACAUUAAAAGAUUUGCCAGCUUCAUUAGAUAAUUUGAAUGAAAUUCAGAAUAUUAAUGAUGAAAAUAUGCCUUUUGAUCAAAAUUGUUCUAAUCAGAUGAAACAAAAUUCCAAUAUUACAGAAACAAUUAUGAAUGAGACCUUAAUUAUUAGUAAUACAUACCAACCAAAAGACUCUGGUAUUGAUGAAGAUACAGAAGAAGAAUGUUUAGAAAAUGGAAAGACUCAUAAAAUAUCUAACAAUGAAAUCGAAGACAAAGAACAAGAUACAUCGAGUACUAUUUCUGUACUGAAUAAUUUGAGAAACAGUGAUAAUGAUCUGAAAUCUGAAACUUACAAUAUGUCAGGCAAAAAAAAGUAUUUUCAAGAUACAAUUGAAAAUAUAAAUGCAAAGGAAAAAAUGCAAGCAAAAAAACCACAAUCCAUAAUUACUCACACAGAAAUUGUUAAUAGAAAAUAUAAAAUAAUACCCUCUAUAUCUGUAUUUACUGAAAAUACAAAACCAGAAGAAUUAAGCAUAAACAAUUCUUGUGAUGAAAAAGUUGAAAUAGAAGAAACAAAGCAGAUACAAGAUGAUAUUUUUCAUUCAACUGAAAUACAAUUAUCACAAUUUGGAAGAUUAAAUUUAACAGUAGAUAGUGAUUCUAGUACUGUAGAUAGUGAUUCUACUUUUGAAAAUAUGAUAGAUAAGCUAUACAAAAGAUCUGCAAGAGAUUCAUCUCCAGAUAUCAAACAAUCAUUUGCUACUAAUAAAUUUGCUCAAGAUAAAUUGGAUUUAAACUAUGCAACAAGUUGUGUUUUUGAUAAAAAAAAGAAUAUAAAAGAAUCAAAUGAAAAGAAUUUGGAAAUUGGAAGUAUGAUACAACCUGUAGACAAGAAAUCAACAUGCGGCAGACCAUACAAUUUACAGGAAUUUGUAAAAAAGGAAAAUUUAAUGCCUAAAACAACAGAACCUUCUUUUACAUUGAAAGAUAUAGAAGAAGAAGAAGAACAAGCCUUCAUUACAAUUCCACGUUCGAUACUUGAAAAUAAAUUAGUAGGAAAUAAAAUAGUUUUAACAGAAAACACAUUAAAACUUGGAAAAGAAAAAUAUAAAAUCAAGCAUAAAAAUAAAGAUAACAUGUCUUCUAUAUUUGGUAGAAAGGAUUCAAAAAUACCCUACAAAAUAGUAAACAUUAAACCAAUAGCAAGUGUUGUGACACAAGGAAAAAUUACAAAAACUAAUGAAAUCAAAGAUGAUGUAAUCCCAAAGAAGAGGCACUUACAAUUGGAACAAAAUUUUAAAAAAAAAAUUAAGAAAAAGCAUUUAAAUAUUGAUGAAUAAAAUAUUGUAUAUAUAACUCACAAGUGAGAAAUCAUGCAUUUGUACAAAUUUAUCUGUUAAUAAUACAAUUAAUAAUAUAAAUAUUGGAUAAUAGAUAAUUCUAUAAUUAUCAAUC
Frieseomelitta varia is the source of this 2349-nucleotide messenger RNA. RefSeq lists its product as uncharacterized. Bases 165 to 2234 code for a protein of 689 amino acids. NCBI's taxonomy places the organism in Eukaryota, Metazoa, Arthropoda, Insecta, Hymenoptera, Apidae. The transcript has 5 exons. The record is from RefSeq and is a predicted model, not a curated record.